Messenger RNA from Crotalus tigris (Tiger rattlesnake), 6853 nucleotides. RefSeq lists its product as uncharacterized. The record is from RefSeq and is a predicted model, not a curated record. Bases 1 to 6267 code for a protein of 2088 amino acids. Lineage: Eukaryota; Metazoa; Chordata; Lepidosauria; Squamata; Viperidae. The transcript is spliced from 21 exons. Gene Ontology annotation, molecular function: protein binding.
AUGGGGCUGAAAUCAAGGGCAGCAACAGUAUGCAUCUUAGACUUCAAGAAAAAAACACCGUUGCCUGUUACACAACAGGCAGAUUUAAAGAAAGAGAUUCAAGACUUCAGAAAAACAUUAAAGAAACGAACACUUCCAAUUGCUCCAAAGAAAAAAAUGGAUAUGGAACAGAUUGCACAAAUAUUGGUAAAUGCAGAGAAGAAAGAUUACGAGAAGAUUUGCUUAAAGUAUGGAGUUGUUGAUUUCCGUGGAAUGCUAAGAAAACUUCAGGAAAUGAAGAAAGAGAGAGAGGAUAAGCAAGCUCAAUAUGUGUACAGUAUUGCAAAUCUGAAGCAUCUGAAAGUCAAUAAAGAACGAAGAAAUGCUUCAUUUGACCUAGAGAUGGACCUGAAAAAUCCAGAGAGCAGAAUUUGCCUCUACAAAGAUGGCCAGAAGAUCAAUUUUAAUGAUGACAACUUAAAGCACCACCUACAGCAAGAGGGCAAAAACUAUCAUUUUACCAUCAAUGAUCUGCAGCCAGACGAUGCUGGCAUUUAUCAGGUCAAAGUAGAAGAUGUAGAUAUCUUCUCCACUGAACUGGAAGCAGAAAGCAUUAAAAACAUCCAAUCCUCUGAUAAAGAGACUUACUCCAUUGACACUGGAAGCUGUUCUUCAAGUACUUGGCUUGAAGUCAAAUCUUCUAAAGAAAAGAGAAAGCAAUCUGAAGAGGACAGUAGUGAUAAAGCUGGACAAUGGAGCAAACCAUUAGAUGAAGAGCAUGCUAAGAAACUUCACCAAGGAGAAAGGCAGAAAGAUCAAGAUCUCCUUGCAGACUUCAGCAUGGGCAAAGAUGCCCAGUAUGGGAAUGGCCAAGUUAGCAAUGCAGAGCUUUAUAACAGCCUGGGAAAAGAUGGAUCUUUGAGAAGUGAUGGGAAGAUAGGAUUUGAUCAGAAUGCAGUGUUAAAUAGAAAUAUCAGAGGAAUAGGUAGUUUGAUUAGCAAGACCUCCCAAUAUGGGAAAAAUACAAUGUUAGCUUUCAACACUGGACCUGAAGGUACAAAUGGAUCAGUGUUGGGAUUAGGCACUGCAAAAGUCAAUAGCAAUCAGUACAUUGUGGGAUACAAUGCUGGCUCUGGAGUUGGAUUUGACAUAUCAAGAAAGAUAGAAGGACUUUAUGGCAAGGAAGUUACAUUGGGUGAUUCUGAUCAAUUAGGAGUCAGGUUUGACAGUAAAGGAAGUCUCUGUAUUAAAGAUGGUGGGUUAAAUGGUGCAGAUAUGUUUUAUUUCAAGGAUAAUAAGCUCUCAGAUGAAAGUAGACCUUACAGAGAUGAUUGUGUAACAGCUGAGUUUGAUAUAACAGAAGGUGAUAUAGGAGUUGCAGGGAAAACUUAUGACAAAAAUAAUCAUUUAGGGGAAUCCAGGGGUCUUAAUCCUGAGCUUGAUGGCAUGAAAAAUGGCUGUGGCAAUAAUGAUAUGGCAUAUGGAAUUGGUAAUGGUGGAACAAUGAGUGAGAUUUAUGUCAACGAUGUAGUGCUAGCUGAAUCUGAGGUGGUGGCUAGAUUUCCUAGUGCUGGAGGGACAGUUAUGUAUAGUGGGAUAAAAGGAAUGUCAACUGAAUCAGACACUGAUAGACAUAAUGAUGCUGAAAGACUAAGAAGGCUAUAUAGCAAGGGUGAUAUGAUAGUUGAUGCUGGUGUUUGCAUAAGUGGCAAGAAGGAUGUAUUAAAGGGACCUGUUAGACCUGAUGGUGGAUAUUAUAAUAUGGAUGUUGUACUACAAGGAAUGAGUGCUUGUGACAACAUUGAUGGACUCUAUAAUAAGAAUGAUAUAUUAAGAGGCACAGGUACUAUUGGACAAGGUAGGGCCGCAAGCAUAAGCAGUCUUUAUUGUGAACAUUGUACACUUGAUGGAACUGUUGCUGGGGGACUUUACACUAUUAGAAACAUCAAUGAACAGCAUGGUAAAGAAGUUGAAAUAAAUGGAGCUAAUGCUAGAAGCAUAAGUGGACUUUAUGAUGGGAAACUAGGACUAAAUAUUAAAGAUGGUAAGCUAGGGAGAACAGAGGGACCUAGUGGACACUGUGGCAAGGAUGACGUGCUAGGUGAAAUAGACACUAAUAUAGCUGGUAGUGCUGGUGGAAUAGAUGCACAGAUUGGUAAGGGCGUCCUGCUAGAUGAAAUUGGAGCUAAUGAAUAUGGUAAUACUGUGAAUAUCAUAGGAAUCAAUAACAAGAAUGGAAUACCAAAUAAAGCGAGCAAUUGUGGAGCUGAUAGUUCUAGUGGACAUGAUAUGCUAUAUGGCAAAUGUUUUGGUGAUGCUAAGGACACUGAUAGAUUCUACAGAAAGGUUGCUAUACAAAAUGAAGCAGAUACUGCUGGACUGUCUGGCCAGAAUAUUAUGUCAUGUGGAUUUUAUUCAGAUGGUGGUGGUGAUGUUAGGGAAAUAGAUGGAUUUUGUGUGAAAGGUGAUAUAUUGGGAAAAGUAGGUCCUAGUGGAUUUGGAAUCUUUGACAAAAAUAGUAUGAUAAUUGGUACUGUAGAUGAUAAACUUAGUAGUGGUGAAAGAUUAGCUAGCAAAGCUAAUGUUAUUGGAGAAACAACUAGAAUGUAUGAUAAGAAUGGAAUGUCAAAUGGAUUUGUUAAUCUUGGAGGAGUUUCUGGAUAUGAUAAAGAUGGCAUGCUAAGUGGAACUGGUGCUAGUGGACCUGUUGGAGCUGGAAGCACUGCUGUAUUUUAUAGCAAGAACAGCAUGCCAAAUGAUACAAGUACUGCUAGACUUGUAUCCAUUGAGAAAGAAAAUGGAUUUAGAAUGGGUGAUAGAUUGAAUGGAGUCUGUGCUGGGAGUAAAUUCAAUGGCAAGGGUAAUAUGCCUGGUGUCACAGGCAGGAGAGAAGUUGAUUCUAAAGGCAUGGAUGAAUCUUAUGAUAAGGAUGGCAUACCAAGUAGAACAUGUGCUAUUGGAUAUUAUGGCUCAGUAGUACAUAAUCUACAUGACAAGGAUGGUAUUGAGAGUUUACCAUUAAAUGCAGGCACUAAUAAAUCUGGUGGCAUUGGUAAUAUAGAUGGAAACUUUGGCAAAGGCAAAAUGCCAAAUGUAGUAGACAUUUAUGGACUUGAUGGUAUUGGGAGAGUAGGUGGACAUAUUUUAUGUAGAGCAGGCCCAACUGGCUAUGUUGUUAUUGGUAGAAUUUAUGACAAAGACAGUGUAUUUAAUCAAUUUGGAGCUGGAAAUAUUGAGGGUGCAGGUGAAUCUCUUUGCACAGCAGGAGGAAAAGGCACUGAAUUCUGUGAAAGAAAUGAUGUAUCGAAAAAAGAGAUCUUAGAUAAACCUGAUGGUGCUAGUAUUGUAAGUGGACUUUAUGGAAAAAAUGGUUACCUCAUUGGAAAUGGUGUAGCUGGAGGAUUAGAUGGGCUUUAUGGUGAGAAUGGCGAGCCAGAAAAUAGAAACAUUAGUGGCGUAAGGGGAAUAAGUGGGCCAUAUGGUAAGGAUGAUGCAUUAUCUAGCACAAUUGCUGAUGAGGUAGGAUUUAAUAAUGAAAGAAACUUCCAUUAUCACUAUAAUGAAGAUGUCAUACACUGUGGAGAUAGUAUAGGAGUUAGAGAUGCUAAAGGAUCACUACAUGAGAAAAAGCCAGACAUACUUGUUGAAGAGUUCCUGAGCUAUGACCAGGCUUCUGGCCUUUAUGAUGCUGUAUCUCAUGCUGGUGACAGAAGAAAGGAGCUGUCUGAUUUAGAGGCCAGUGGAUCUACACCAGCUGAUUUUUCAAGGAAAGGGAGAGGAGAAAAACUGCUUGAAGAGGACUUGAGAGAACCACUUUGCCAUUUGCAUCAGCGUUUAUUUGAUGUCCAUGCUCAGAGAGGAAAACCAACUGAGUUGUCUUGCCGUCUCAACAAUGAUCAGGUCAAGGGAACUUGGUUUAAAGACGGAGUGAAGGUAACAGGUUUAGCAGCAAUCUCCACUGAGAAAAACGGCCCAGUCCACAAAUUGAUGAUAGACAAAGUAGAAGACAGGCAUGCUGGAAAAUAUAAAUUUGAAGCUGAAGGCAUCUGCACAGAAGCAUCUAUUUUUGUUGAAGAUCCUCCAGAUGUUGAUUCCAUAGUUCUGGAAAAACUAAAGAAGGAACCUAUUGUGGUAAAGGCAAGAAAAAAUGCCAUGGUUAAGAUUCCAUUUGAAGGUCGGAAGCCAAUCAGAGUAAUGUGGCUAAAGGAUGACCAGGAACUUCUGGAUGAUGAGGGCAGGAUAAACAUAGAUUCUUCAGAGAGCUUUACUCGACUCUCUAUAUCUAGCACCAGCCGAAAGGAUACUGGAGAUUAUAAAGUGAGAUUAAAGAAUGAGUGUGGAAGUUUUGAAGUUCCUCUCAAGCUGGAAGUGAUAGAUAAGCCACAAUCACCAACCGGACCUAUAGCAGUUGUAGACAGUUCCGCAAAUGGCAUAACUAUUCAGUGGAAGCCCCCAAGAGAUGAUGGUGGUAAACCAAUCCAGAGUUAUAUUAUUGAGAGGCAACAGGUUGGUAGAAAGACCUGGGUGACACUGGGAAAAACCAGUGGAAGCUCUACUAUUUUCACCACCAACAAAGUGGAACAUGACACAAGCUAUUACUUCAGGGUGAAAGCAGUGAAUUCCUUGGGCACUAGUGAGGCCCUGGAAUCUGAUGAAGUCAUGGCUGCUGCAAAAGCUUCUCCAAGCCCUCCUGCUCCACCUAAAGUUAUCAGUGCCAACAAAGAUGCCAUCACAAUUUCAUGGUCUGCACCACAUAAAAUAGGGAAUUCCCGGAUUUUGGGCUACAGAGUUGAAAAACGCAAGAAGGGCAGCAACUUCUGGACAUCUGUCACUGAUUUGCCCAUAACAGACAGGAAAUAUACAGUGAAUGAUUUGAAGGAGGGACUGCAGUAUGAAUUCCGUGUGGCCGCCAUCAAUAAAGCAGGUGUGGGUGAGGCUAGUGCUUCUUCAGAAGCUAUUUAUGCUCGACAUCCUAUGAAACCUCCAGGUCCAGUGAAGGAUCUAAAAGUGGUUAAUGCUGACUACUGUAGCAUCUCUUUAUCAUGGAUGAAACCAGAAUCAGCAGAAGAAAAUUAUGUCAGAGGAUAUAUUGUUGAGAUUCGACAUUCUGAUACUCUGAAAUGGACCCAGUGUAAUACUGUCCCAAUGCGAACAACUGCAUAUACAGUUAGAGGAUUGAAAGCUAGGGAGACAUAUUUCCUACGCGUGAGAGCAAUUAGUGAUGGUGGUAUGGGUGACCCAGUUGAAGCUGAUACUUGUGUUCAGGCAGUACCUUCUUCUGGUGGGCAAGAGGCUGGAGAACGAAAUGAUAUGAUUCAGUGUAAUGAGGAUAAGGACAGAAAGGUCAGAUCUUAUGAAGGACCAGUUAACCCCAAGUUCUUAGUGAAGGAUACUGUUGAAAGUUUCAUGAAUGUGAAAGCAGGGGAUGCCAUCCACGUGCGUAUUCCUUUUGAAGCAUCCUCAUCUUCUGAAGUGAUUUGGCUGAAAGAUGGACUUUCUCUGCCAGUAAAGGCCACAACUGCCACCAGAGAAAGACUGAGCCAACUCAUCAUACCAGAAGCUGAGCUUUCUGACAGUGGACAUUAUGCUAUCAGCCUUCAAACUGAGCAUGGGAGAAAGGAAACAUUCAGUUUUCAAGUUCAAGUUCAAGAUGUUCCAGAGUCUCCUGGUCCUAUACAACUCAUUGAAAAGGUUCCUGGGACAGUGACUCUGAGAUGGGAGCCCUCACCCACAGAAAAGAGAGACAGUAGCAUAACCUACAUGGUUAUGAGAUGUGAUUCCAGAAAAGGAUCGUGGCAAAUGGUGGUUGACCACAUUUACACCAAUAAAUACACAGUUGUAAAUUUUAUCCCAGGUCGGGAAUAUUUCUUCAGAAUUCUGGCAAAAAAUUGUGUAGGGAUCAGCAAGCCUUCUGAAACAGUGAAGCCUUGGAUUAUUCCAAAAGAAAAGGAUAAACCUGAAACGAAGCUUCCAAGAUAUAAGGAGAUCAACCGAGGUCAACCUCCAAGAUUCCUUGUCCAACUAAAACCACAUGUGGUGAAUUUAAGAUUUAAUUGUCAUAUGAGUUGUGCUGUGACUGGAGAUCCAGCCCCUCAGGUCACUUGGUUCAAGGGUAACAAGAAUCUUUCUCAGGAUCCUGCCUUUUUCUGCAAAAAUGAUUUUGGGGUUUGCUCCCUUGUGAUCCCUGGAGUCACAUCAUCAGAUGCUGGCCAGUACAAGGUGCUGGCUGUCAAUGAACUAGGCCAAGCAAUCAGCAAAGCUGAACUAACUGUGAAAGGUGGAGAUUAAAAGUAUGAAAGCUUUUGAAAAAUGCACCCAGCUGUUUCAAGCAGAAAGGACAACAUCCAAGUAUAUCAGUGACUUCUGGAAAUUACUGAAAAGUCAAUUACAUGUGUAUGAAAAAAUCACCAUCCACAGGGAUGGGUCACAGCAAGAAAACGAUUCAUUCAACCAGACCUAACAUAGGUACAUCUAGAGUGUUGUAAUUCACCCCCCUCCCCAGCUAAAAAGUGUUCUGAUAUUUAAAUGCUUCAACUGACAGUGGUUCUGCUGAAAACUGUGAUUUAUGUAUCAAUAUGGAAUUUUAAAUGUUUGAAAGACUAGAAGAAUAGCAAAGGUUUGUAAGAUAUAUUUCAUUAGUUUCAAUCAUUGCGUUACUUAUGCCUGUAUUUCUCUGCAGAAAGAUUAAAAAGCAAUAAAAGACAAGAGUAUAAAGGAGACCUGAAUAUUUUCAUCAGUAUUUUAUUUAUUUAUUUUGAGCUAACAACAUUAAUUUUAUCAAAAGAAUCAAGAUAAGGCUAUGUUUAGGUGUUUCUAGAGAUUGGGUUGCGUUCUGAUUAUUUCCCAAAUGUCUCAAUAAAAUAACAUCCCAUCA